This is a messenger RNA of Aspergillus sclerotioniger CBS 115572, 369 nucleotides long. RefSeq lists its product as uncharacterized. NCBI's taxonomy places the organism in Eukaryota, Fungi, Ascomycota, Eurotiomycetes, Eurotiales, Aspergillaceae. The record is from RefSeq and is a predicted model, not a curated record. The coding region runs from base 1 to 369 and encodes 122 amino acids. The transcript is spliced from 2 exons.
AUGCUCCUCGACAGGCUCUCCGAAUCCGAAAUAUAUGCCAUCAGGGGGUCGCAGGAAAGAAUUUGGGAUCUAGCGACCGAAGCUGCAACGACUAUUAGACAACAAUUGGAGGCGAACUUGGAGCUGUCCCCGGUGGAUAAGUAUUGGGCUAACCAGCAGCUCGCCCGAUUCAAUGACUUCAUGGAUCAACUGACAGAGACCGGCUUCUUCUGCAGGGUGACCGACCAAGAAAUCAUCGGCCAAAAACUUUUUGUCUCAUGGUACUUACAUUCCGUGGCUUAUGAAUCAGCAUGUUCAUACAGGACCUUGCGCUGGUGUAAUACAGUUGGACAUGUUAUUGAUAGGAAGAAGCUAGACAAGUAUUUGUAG